Fomitiporia mediterranea MF3/22 is the source of this 4996-nucleotide messenger RNA. RefSeq lists its product as uncharacterized. The transcript is spliced from 6 exons. Gene Ontology annotation, molecular function: ATP binding; protein serine/threonine kinase activity. The record is from RefSeq and is a predicted model, not a curated record. Bases 371 to 4633 code for a protein of 1420 amino acids. NCBI's taxonomy places the organism in Eukaryota, Fungi, Basidiomycota, Agaricomycetes, Hymenochaetales, Hymenochaetaceae. Gene Ontology annotation, biological process: protein phosphorylation.
CCAGCCUUUACUGUGCAUCGACGCUGCUGCCGUGCUAACUCCUUCGCCCUGAUCAAGAGUUUGAGUGCAUCUAAGCCACGUUACCACGAAGCAGUGACUGAAUUCCGCAACGACUUGCCCGGGAAGCCGUGUUUUUCCCACUGGUUGUGCCGGCCUCGAGGCAACACGUUUCAUCCGCACGUCCGCGUUUUUCGUCUAGGCCCUGACACAGCAGGAAAUAAUUUGCAGCUGGUCUCUCUUUACGUUCUUUACUAUUACCCUGUCACCUCCCCGCACCCACAGCAGUCACAUCGCAUAUCAAAGUGGGAUCCUCACUUAGCUCCGGCGCUAAGCAGGUCAUCGUCUGUCUGAGACACACCUUCCCUCCUUGAUGCCCGUUCGUGUCAUCGAUCCUUCCUCGGCCGAAAGACAGACCUCUCAAAUCGACACCAACACAAAGUCAAAGAAGACGUUGAGGUCCAUCUUGGGCUUGUAUCAAUCCACGCUUUCCGAUAACAGCCCGCCUGUUCCUGGCCCAGCACCCUACUACCCCAACGCGUUUACACUGCGCAGUGCGCAACUGCAUAGGGAGAAGGAAAAGUUCAAUACCAUCACACAGCGUCGCAGCGUAGAUUUAACACCCUCCGAGAACGGCUCGAACUUUGCAUCGCUCAGCUACGGACGGCAGAAAGCUCGCACACGCGACGGCCGGGCCAGUGUCACCGAUAUUUCUUUCUUUCAACAAACCGUAUCUCCUCCCUCUCCUUCAUCCACACCUACCACCUUUAAUUCGACAUCGGAUAACGAUCCGCUCCCGAAGACGACGGCGAUUAAAUUGGACUCGCCAGACAGGAAGCAGAAAAUGACGAGGACAUUGGAGAUACCGUAUGAGCGCCCAGGUCGUCGCAAGCUAAUUCGGUUCGGCGCAGAGGAGGGGCCAUGGAGUAUUAGUGUUGCUGAAACGCCUUAUGACAAGAAUUGCUACAGCAUUUAUAUCAAGACUCCUACCCACCAUAUGACGCUCACACGAACCGGACAAGAAAUUCAGGCAUUACACCGGAAGAUUGCUUCCGCUCAUCCCGAUCUUUCAUUACCGGAUAUCCCGCUACAGCCUAUUGAUGAGAACGUCGAGAAUGGUCUGACAGAGAAAAAGCGCAAGUCGUCUUUUUUGACCACGCUUUCCCGCUUUGCUUCACCAGGACCGAAUAAGAGGGAACGUCCGAGGGAUGCGAAAACCACUCCGUCAAUUCCGAGCUCGAGGAAUAGCAUAGCUCAAUCUGCGGUAUCGCCCAUAUCGCACUCAACCUCCGCGUCAACGCCAGCUCGGGAAUUAGACAAUUGGGAUCCAUAUAUGUCUCCGCUCACCGCAACAUCAGAUACGAAUAGCGCUACAAGUACGGCGCUUGCGGGAUACCUAACGGCGCUAGCUAACGAGCCCUCUUUGAAGCGGUCAAAGGCAUGGAGGCGCUUUAUCCGGAUACGAACUGACGAUUUGAUCAGUGAACGCGUUGAGAGGGCGGUAAAGCGCGUUAGGAGCGAUCUAGCUGCGCAUAUAACCGCUUCGAAGUUCCAGACGCGGAAGAUCGAAAUGCGCGAUGACGCCUCUGUGGCAGAGUCGGCUGUUUUGAUCACAGCAGAGAAGGAGGAGCCUGAAGCUGAGGAGCCAGUCCAGACCGCAGGAGCGAUCGAAAAUAUAAAGGAAGAGGAAGAGGAGGAAGUUACGACAGCGGAGAACAUUGGUGUGAAGAAGGCUGAGGAAAAUGAAGAUGUUGCUCAGGAGCUUCCGAGCACUCCUAAGCCUUCGGAUACCAUCCCACGGACUUCUUUAGACAUCCCGGAGGAAACUGCUUUGACACCCACUACUGAGACGAACGCCAGUAUUGCAAAUCGAAUACCGCGUUCGCAGUCUGCCGAUCCGGACAAGGCGACUCGCAUGUCCCGACUAUUGCAGUCAUCAUCUAUUAAACACGACGGAGAUGAGUCUGCUGCUGAGUACGAGAGCGAGGUGCAGGUCACGGAAACUGAAACGGAAGUUGAGGAAGGGAAGAGCACGACGACUGUAGACGACGAUUCGUCCAUCUCGACAAACGGUGUUAAGCGAAGGAACAAGCGCACAAAGGCUGUCUUACGCAAAACAAAGUUGAAGAAGCCGAAGACAACAAAGAAGGUUGUCAUUGACGACUUUGAAAUGAUGCGUGUGCUUGGGAAAGGAUGUGCCGGGAAGGUUCUACUUGUUCGACACAAGAAGUCAGAGGAUCUCUACGCUUUGAAGGCUAUCACAAAACGGCAUGUGCUUGCACAUCAAGAGUUGCAACAUACUUUGACUGAGCAGGCGGUUCUGAAACGCAUGGCUCGUGAGGCGAAGGAUCCGUUUGUGGUGAAGCUGUGGUGGUCGUUCCAUGAUAAGGAGAAUCUAUAUCUUGUCAUGGACUUCCAUCCUGGUGGUGAUCUUGCAACUCAACUUGCACGAUGGGGCCGUCUCGGACGUGAUCGUGCCCGAUUUUAUGCCGCUGAGAUUGUCGAAGGGGUGGACGGUCUACAUGCAGCGGGUGUCAUCUAUCGAGACUUGAAGCCGGAAAAUAUAUUGAUUGGUGCAGAUGGACAUAUUGUCCUCACGGACUUUGGUUUGUCAAAGGAGUUUCCGCGACGAACAUCGCCCAUUACCGCUCCUGCAACACCUUCAGGUUCCCGAACUGACUUCCAAACACAACCGUUGCCUCAUUGGAUGAAGGGCGAGGAAAACAAGACUGGGUGGGCAAUCGGACAGAACGACUCGACCGCAACGUUCUGCGGUACUGCUGAGUAUCUUGCACCUGAGGUGAUCCAAGGUCAAGCGUACAGCUACGAGGUGGACUGGUGGAGUUUUGGGACGAUGUUGUACGAGAUGCUCACAGGCAUUACGCCGUUCUGGGCAAAUAACCACUCAGAGAUGUAUGUCCGAGUGUUGCAGGAUGAACUCAAAUUCCCCGAUGAUAGAGUGAUGGAUCAGGACACGAAGUCCCUUAUCCGUGGUCUUCUUCAACGAAACCCCGCACUGCGAAUCAAACAACCUCGCAUCAAACGUCAUCCUUAUUUCUCUAUGAUAGACUGGUCGCAUGUUUACUACAAACGCUACAUACCACCUUACAUUCCUCCUAUUGACCCGCUUAAUGCAAGCGAUACCCAGAACUUCGAUGAUACAUUCCUUGACAUGGAACCCAUCAUUGCUGACGAGGAGCCGACCGAAUCAGGUGAAGAUAACGGUCAGACGAGUGAGGCGACUGAUGGCGAGGACUCAGGUGCACGUACACCAGCCAAGUCGAGCAGUCCCCCUACACUACCACAAGAGGAUCAGCCAGACCUCUUCGAUGGCUACUCCUUCAAAGGCAGGCACUCAGUGCUCAUUGAAGUUGAAGACGAUGAGGACGCUGAAGCCGAGGAGGGGGAGCAUGAUGAAGAAAUCGACGAAGAGGAGGACAUCCAGAGACUGGCUAACGCGGACGUAGGUCAGGAUGUGGAAGAGGAAGUUGAACCUAUGGAUGAGGUUGACGAGCCGAAAACGCCUGAGGCAAGGAAACCGGAAUUACCAGAGUUACCUAAACCUACGAAACCUGAGGUACAUGUGGUGCCUGAACUUACACCUGCGGAAGAGAUUGUCGCAUUGCAUAGAGCUGCACUUGCAGCAGCGGGAGCGAUGGAUGAGCCAUCGACACCGGUCAAGGAGACACCUGUACCGCCUCUCUCGGAUGACACGGACAAGACACCAGAGGGAGCUAUUGAUGGCGCUACUUCGGCACCACAGACGCCAGUAACUCCCCAGGCAAGCACUCUUCCGACGGCCAACGCGAUAACGAAGCCGCCACUUGGUGCUGUUCCAUCAAAGAUUAUACCAGCACGUGCAGGCCGUCCUCGACGAGAGAAGUCUGGCAUUCCUGCGUUGGAUCAAUAUCUGUCCGACGGUGCGGAUGAUGACUUGAUGGAGCGUGACGAAGAUGACGAUUGGGACUUUGUCGAAGCUCUUCCUAUGGGUGCGGAAGAUCGCAACGGCCCGAAGGGUACAAGUCUAUUUGCGCGCGGCGUGGUUGAUCGGUACAGGUUGGCGGUGUUCCGUAAGUCAUCGACACCAAGUAAGACCUCUUCGCGUCGGAAUGUUUCUGGGAUGUCGUUGGCGUCAGAUGCGACGACCUCGGAGGCUGCCUCACCGACCCCGUCGGACAAGCAACGAAGAGGAAGGAAUCCUGGACUUACAUUCCGUCGGCAUCCUAAGCAAUUCCUUAAGGCUCGCUCGCCACCGCCAAGUGCGUCGUCAAAUGACUCUAACCGGACAUUCAAGCAACAAUCAAAAGCGAACACCCUGUCUUCUGCCCCUUCGAGCAAUGCCAGUUUCCUCUCUCCAGCACCUAGCAGCCAAACAAACGUAACUGCAGGUCCUUCACUGAAAAGCAAAGAGUCAACAACGUCCAUGGGCUCUCCGUCAUCAGAUGACCAAUCGCUCAACGGUGAAGGACCAAACGCGAAUGCGUCGGCAGAUGUGCUGUCUAGUGGUGGACAAUCACCGGAUGCUAGUACACGGACUAUUACGACUGAUGAACCGGAGAAAAUUAAGAACAAAAAACUGAAGAAGUACAAGGAGGGUGCGGAGAAGAUGCUGUCUAUCUUCGCUUCACCUCGUUAGUACUGGUCUCUCUGGACAGUUCAUUCAUUGGCAAUUUGCAUUUGGACUCUUGUCUUCCUCUUCCUUCUUGUUCGCUAUCGUCUUUAGCGUUUAUUUAGCUAAUCCGCACACGUUGACUAUUGCUAUUGGGAUUACUAUCACUUGUCUUGUAGCUUUGCAUUUUUGGUCGUUCAUUCGGUCAUUCAUUCACCCGUCCACUUACCUUCCCUCGCUUCCCUCACUUUUCCUCCCGAGUAUACAUGCGAUCCCCCAACAUUUAUUCUAUCUUCCCUCUUACUAUCUAUUUGAACAACAAUCAAAUCAAAUUCAGCAGCAGAAACCAACCAACACAUUCCUUUCUUUUCUUUCGUCACUUACAUAUAC